Messenger RNA from Tripterygium wilfordii, 796 nucleotides. RefSeq names its product MYB-like transcription factor EOBII. Gene Ontology annotation, molecular function: DNA-binding transcription factor activity; sequence-specific DNA binding. The transcript is spliced from 3 exons. Gene Ontology annotation, cellular component: nucleus. The record is from RefSeq and is a predicted model, not a curated record. Lineage: Eukaryota; Viridiplantae; Streptophyta; Magnoliopsida; Celastrales; Celastraceae. Gene Ontology annotation, biological process: regulation of DNA-templated transcription. The coding region runs from base 82 to 711 and encodes 209 amino acids.
UCUCUCUCUCUCUCUCUCUCUCUCUCUUCUUCUUCUUCUUCUUCUUCUUCUUUUCUCUCUCUUUCUCUCUCUCUAGAAGAAAUGGAUAAGAAACCAUGCAACUCUCAAGAUGCAGAAGUGAGAAAGGGACCAUGGACCAUGGAAGAAGACUUGAUUCUUAUUAACUACAUAGCUAACCAUGGUGAAGGUGUUUGGAAUUCUCUAGCUAAAGCUGCUGGGCUUAAACGUACCGGGAAAAGUUGCCGGCUCCGGUGGCUGAACUAUUUACGCCCCGAUGUGAGGAGAGGAAAUAUUACUCCGGAGGAACAACUCUUGAUCAUGGAAUUGCAUGCCAAGUGGGGGAAUAGAUGGUCGAAGAUUGCGAAGCAUCUACCAGGAAGGACUGAUAAUGAGAUAAAGAAUUACUGGAGGACUAGGAUCCAGAAACACAUCAAGCAAGCUGAUCAGAAUUUUCAAGUUGGAGUAGAUGCAAUGGAGAUGAUGAAUCAUCAAGCAAGCACAAGCCAAGUCUCUGGCAGCACAGCAGAUAAUACAAUGGAGACCUGCUACUCUCCACCAUCUUAUCAUCAUCAGAUUAAUCAUGUGGUGGAGGCUUUUCAUCAAGGGCCUAAUACUAAUACUACUACUUUGCAUCUUCAUGACUCCAAUGUUAAUGACAACUACUGGAGCAUGGAGGAUCUCUGGUCAAUGCAGUUACUUAAUGGUGAUUAAAUAUAUAUUAUUACUUAUAUAUAAUCUGGAUUGAUAUUGCUAUAUAAUUAGGUUUGUUUAUAUAUAUAUAUAUAUAUAUAUAAUA